GUCACUGCCUCCUGGAGCAUGGCACAGGAAAUCCCCACAGAAGUCCAGAGGAUGCAGAAGAAGACAAGCACCAUGUCUCUGACCAUCUCCUCCUCCUCCUCCACCUCUGCUGCUGCGUCCUCCACUCAUGAGCUCUCCUCCUGCUCCUCCACCUCCUCCUCCUCCUCCUCCUCCACUUUCCUCGCUCAGAGACACUCCAGCCUGGUGCAGCCACUGUGCGUCAGUCCUCAGAGGCCUCAGAGUCCCGUCUACAACCAGCAGUAUUCAGGCAGCGGAGUGGCUCCCACAUUUGUUAAGUGCCUCCAUGAUGUGUGUACAGUGAAGGGUCAGCUGGUGGUCCUGGAGUGCAGACUGAGGGGGACGCCGCCCCUGCAGGUUAUGUGGUACAGAGAGGAUGAGCAAAUCCUGGACUCCGAUGAUUUUAGGAUACUUCGCAAGAAGGCCAGUUCUGCAUCAGUGCCGGAGGAGCUGUGCACGCUGGUGAUCACUGAGGCCUUUCCUGAAGACUCAGGCCUGUUUAAAUGUGUGGUCCACAACGCCUUUGGCACCGUCUCCUGCUCAGCCGUGCUGGAAGUUUAUGACGACCUGGACGAGCAGCUGGAGGUCGAGACCGUUCAUCAGGAUGCUUAUUCUGUCAGACAAGAAGAAGAAGCCAUGUUCCAACAGGAGACUUUGUCCUCCAGGACGAGCAAAGACUUUCCCCCUGUGCUGUCAGACAGUAUGAACCUCCCUCCUCCUGAGUGGCCUGACGACACUACAGAUGAUGACAUCCCUGUUGCAGAUUUCCCUGAGCCUCAGCUGGCCAACCAGUCCUCUGAAGAGCCCUUUGGUCGCAGCGAGGAGGAGUGUGCCCUGAGCUCAGAGGGCCAAAGGUCACCAGAGGUUACCGUUCGAGCCUGUACGUCGAGCCCAACUCCGCCACCCUCACCCCCCCCUCUGGCACAAGCCAAGGAGAAAGCCCCAGCGCCCAAGCUGUUCACCCCAAGCAAGCUCAAUUUCACAUCCUCCCAGUCAGGAGGUAACAGCAUGAACCUGUCAGACCUGCCUACCUUCACUCCCAGUGCCUUCCCUCCCAGCGCCUUCAACUAUGAGCGACCAAGGCAUUUUAUUCAAUCUCAACCAGCCUUCCAGGCACCCAGCUAUGACAGCGUGCUGAAGGAGGCCCAGGAAAACCAAAAUAACUCCCAGCAGAGCCUCAACAGUGCCCAGAAAAGUCCAAAUGUUCUGGAGACGCAGAGUCAAACUAAAACCAUGUCCGCACAAAGUCAGUCGUUUUCCCAGUCUCAGUCAGUGUCGAAGUCCUUGUCACAGACCCAGUCACAGUUUCAAUUACUGAACCUCAGUCAGAACCAAUCCCAGUCAGCCGCUCCGCCACAGAUCCACUUCCAGACCAACGGAACAGCCAAGAGUUCUCCGUCUUCAUCCAGCCUCAGCUCCCCUGUCUCCACCCCGGCUUCCUCUGCUGCACCUGCCCUUUCCUCCACAGGCCCCGUGCUCAUUCCCUCUACCCCCACAACCUCCUCGUCUUUCCCAGCCUCCUCAUCUCUGCCCCGCACCACCAUGCGCUCCACCAUCACCCUCACCCCUAGCAUCCCCAGUGCCACGGGCCUUGGCAGCGCCACCUUGCCUGCUAACCAGGACACCAUGUCAGCAUCUGCUGCUUACCUGUGCUCUGUGUUACCCUCCUCCUCCUCCCCUUUCUCCUCCAAACUAUCUCCUAACACCAACCAUCCUUUCUCCUCUACCUCCCCCUCCUGCUCCCCACUUGCACCCUCAAGCCCUCACCUCCCUAUGAGAACCUCCCCUUCUUCAUCCUCUCUCCCUCAACAACCUCUGCCAGUGUCUCCUUCCCUCCCACACUCCCCUCUCUCUCCUUCCUCCUCACCCUCCUCUGUUUUACAGCAGCCUGUCACCCCCAGCAAUCAGAACCGGGUACAGCCUGCUGUUGUCUCCUUACCUGCUAGCUAUAAGGGGACGCCAAGCACCCUCCCCAAACCCAUAUUGAAGAAGGCUGUAGCUCCUCGACCCUCCUCGUCUCGCUCCACAGACGAAGACAUUCAAGGUUCCAAAGACGCUCUGAUUCAGGACCUGGAAAAGAAGCUUCGCUCAAAGGAAGCCAGGAGGAGGAACAGCCAGAAACUGUCUUACGAGGAGCGUAUGGCUCGUAGGCUGUUGGGUCCAGACAACACUUCCUACAUGUUUGACCAAGACAGUCUUUCAGACUCACAACUUGACCAGCCAGAUUCACCAGAAGGAAGACACACGGGUGGACUAUGGGGGAGGCACCACUCGAGGACAGAUGAGAGGGGUAACGAAGGAUCGGCUAUCCAGGAGAAAUGUUACGCUCCUCGCUUCCUGCAGGUCCCCCCGGACCUCACAGUGGAGGAGGGACGCUUCUGUAGGAUUGACUUCAAGGUGGGAGGCCUCCCAACACCCGACGUCUCCUGGUAUCUGGAUGGUAAAGCCAUUCGUCCGGACGACUACCACAAGAUGCUGGUGUGUGAGAAAGGGAUGCAUUCAUUCAUCAUUGAGAUUGUCACAGUGCAUCAUGCUGGUGUGUAUGAGUGUGUGGCCAGGAACCGAGCCGGGGAGAGCAGAUUUACCAUGAGGCUCAAUGUAAUAGCUCAGGAAGUUCUCCGUCCUCCCACCUUUGUUCAGAAGAUGAUGAACUCCAGAGCUCUGGAGGGCGACACUGUGAGGUUAGAGUGUAAAGUGGAUGCUUCUCCUCCACCGCAGCUCUUCUGGAAGAAAGAUAAAGACAUGCUGCGCAUCGACCCCAACAGAAUGAGUCUGUACCAGGACGGGUCAGGCCGGCAGUGCUUGUUGAUAGAGAGGCUGAUGAAGUCAGAUGCUGGCUGGUACACUCUCUCUGCCAUUAAUGAAGCUGGCAUGUCCACAUGCAACGCCAGGCUGGAUGUAGGAACCCGCACAACUCCUGCCAUGAAACCUGCGCCUGCCGGCUCAAAGACUCUGAAGCUGCUGUCCUCUCUGAGCCACGUUCCUGCUCUGACAGUGGAGAGCCCAGCCCAGCACACUGCCCCGCUGUAUGAGAGCGAAGAGCUGUAGACCCAUGACCUCCACUAACCACCAUAUCAGAACUGUAAAGAGAGGAGCCUCUGACUCUAACAUCAGGGCAGAAACUAAUAGCAUCGCAGCGUGCACAUCUCAGAGCAGUUUGGAUCCACAACACAUUCAGUAAGCUUCAAAAAACAAACAUUUUGGCUGAUGUGUCAUCUUUUCAACACUUGGGUAUAUGAAAUAGCUACAAUGCAACACUGGAGAUUUACUUGUUACUUUGAGAAAACCAUUUGGAGAGUUUGGGACUGGUUAUUGUCCAUGUGCUGCUGUUUGUCACAGCUGUUUCCGCCCUUCUGUUUCUGUCUGUUGGCUGUUUGAUGAGCCUGUAAGCCCCUCUGCUCUGCUUUCUCUCUCUGCCUCUUCAUCCUCCCGUCCCGUCUCAGCUGCAUUCUGCUGAGAGCAGAAUGCAGCUCCUCGGUCAUGGAUGUAUUAAUAGAGCUGGGUAUGCUGUGGCAGAGGCUGCCCUGCUGUCAGGUUUGGUCUCAAUGGGCAGCCACAUUACUGCAACACAAUCUCCUGUGGUCCAGAAACCAUUUUUGAAAGGACACAUUCAUGGCAGGACUCAUGGCCAUAUAUUACAACAUGUACUGAAUGUUUAAACUAAUGCUUAAUAUUUUUAAAUUUUAACCAGAGCAAGUUUUUUUUCCAUCGCUUAAUACAAAAUUUAUGAUAGAAGCAGGCUGAGUCAAACUGGACACUUGUACAUUGACGUGAACAGCGCAUAGUGCGUGUGCUGCUGUGCACCCUUUAAACUCUCAUCCAUGGCCUAGAUUAGAAAACUGAAACCAACAGCUCUACCCACAAUCCAGCAGUGCCUCCACAUAUCACACACACUACACAUCAAUCCUGACAACUGUCUGCUUAUCACUCCUUUGUCCAUCCGUGUUCUUAACCACUUAUCCAGCGCGGGGUUGUGGGAGUCCUGGAACGUGUUCCAGCUGUCAUAGAAAGACUGUAAAAAAAGAUGGACGUAGCUGCUGUGAUAUCACCCACUGACUAAUGAAGUCCAUUUUUUUGAAGCCUCGAGCUGUGUUCGAUGUCUCCGUCCAGGUGUUUUGAAACAAGAUGUGAAGAGGGAGGGGCAGAUCAGACUGAAACUGAACACACUGCAUGCUCAAUGGCUAACAACUUGUGAUUGAUAUGUUGUUAGCCAAUAACAAUAUCCUGGCCAUUCCUCCUUUCUGACUUGAAUAAUAACCGUAUUUCCAUUAUUCAGUGUAACCUGAAACUAAAGGCUGCGUCAUCAGGAAAGUGUUUAGAGGUCACAAAGGAAGAAAGCUGUGGGCCAUUUUCUCCCAUACACUAAUAAAUAACCAGAAGUCUUUUUUUUAACCGUUACUGCCCCCUGCUGUCCACUUACAAAGACUGCAGCUCCAAAGCCAAGUGUUGGCUCCACUUUUUAGACCUGCUAAAAGCUACGUCCAUCUUUUAUGCGCUGUCAGUGGUCACAGGGUGAGAGGCGGGGUACACCGUAGAAAGGUUGUCAGUGAGGAGAAAGUGUCCUGUACUCCAUUUCUGCAGCUUUUACUUAUAUUUUGUGUGCGUUUGUCCUUAAAUUACUGCUGCCUCUGCUGUCUGUAAAGCUUUUUAACCGGUCAAAUCUGGUUUUAAACUUUUCCAAUUCAUCAGAUGUUUGUUACUGCUCAGAUUCUCAGCUGUGGUAUGAGUUUAAUCUCUGUUUGAAAAGUUGCUUUAUGGUACACUAUAUGUAUGUGACUGAAGCUAUUUAUUUAUCAGUGUUAGGACUUUGUCGCUUUACCUGCAGAAGGCUGAAAAUGUGUAUAAAGACCAGGCUGCCAUUCUGAUACCUGAAUGUAAAACCUGCUCUGCACACAAAGCAAUGUUCAGACUGAACUGUAAACAUUUAUAUUUGAUCACAUCUGCAGUGCAGAUAUGUUUUAACUCCAGAGGAGAAAAUCCAAUUUUUUUUCCCCCUCUUUAAAUACAUUUAUUUCUGUUGAGCAUACAAAUGGGUAUCAGCAUGCCAGCCUGACUCUCCAUUUCUGACCUUAAAAUGAAUGAAUCCAUCAGAAAUUUUCUUGCUUGCUACUGCCAGCCUGGAGCUCAUGUCACAAAAAAUUAAACUUGGGGUUUUUUUUGCCAGAUCUGCAUGCAAAUUAAAUCUGGCAUUUAACCCUGUGUGGCCACAGCUCUGUGAGACAGUCCUGUGUAGCUGAGAUCUGGGUCUGGAUAAACUGCCUUAAAUGUAGCCCCAGGUGUGAGAAUAAAUGCUGAAGUAGUGGGGCUCAUUUUACCCAAAUCACUCCAACUGCCUUGUACUUCUCUAAUCCACUAAUCUUCAGUUGAUCACUAAGGCACGUGGAUCAGAUGGGGUUAACGCUUACUUAAAGCACCAGACUAAGUUGAAAUCUGCAGUGUAUAUUCUCCUGUACUGUUUGUUGUGAGAACUUCUACAUAUCACUGGAUGA
Archocentrus centrarchus (flier cichlid) is the source of this 5507-nucleotide messenger RNA. RefSeq names its product myotilin (gene myot). Gene Ontology annotation, cellular component: plasma membrane; axon. Bases 19 to 3066 code for a protein of 1015 amino acids. The transcript has 18 exons. Gene Ontology annotation, biological process: homophilic cell-cell adhesion; axon guidance; dendrite self-avoidance. The record is from RefSeq and is a predicted model, not a curated record. Gene Ontology annotation, molecular function: cell-cell adhesion mediator activity. NCBI's taxonomy places the organism in Eukaryota, Metazoa, Chordata, Actinopteri, Cichliformes, Cichlidae.